AUGUCGGGAAAGCCAUCUGCAGGCUUAGAAACGAAAAAAGUGUGGCUCGGGAAAUACUACAUACACCUCGCCCUCCGUCACGUCGUUCAGCUUCGCACAGCCUAUCAAAAAGAGUUCCGUCAGAGCGAGGGAAUACAUACCUGUUCGAAAGGGCAUCUCAGGAACGCUAGACCGAGUGAAACGGCCAAAUUAAGUAUUAUCAUUGAAUCACCACCACUUAUAUACCAUGGGGACCCGACAAACUCAAUGGGCGCUCUUUUCUCGGGCAGCUUACGAUUUACCAUUGGGGAACACACGAUACCAAUUAAGAUUAUCAAACUCAAGCUGACGUUGGCAAUUCAUUUGACAACUGUGAAACCGGUCGUAAAGGGAUGUUCUCGCUGUGCGACUCGAAUUGAAGAGCUGUCAAAUUGGAACUUCAUAACGAGACCAAUGCAUCUCACAUUAGGUCAUCAUGAAUUUCCUUUUAGCUAUCUGUUCCCUGGUCAGCUGCCCGCUUUCUGCAACACUCCCUUAGGCGGCAUUGCGUAUGUACUUUCGGCCCAGGCGGAAGACAUCGUUGGUACAAGCUAUUCAUCCAAUAUGCCUUUGCACAUCAAACGCGCCCUUCCCCCGGGAAAUGAGAUAUCUUUACUCUACACGUUUCCGCGGACGAAUCUGACCAGUCAUGUUAUUGUGCCGUCAGUAGUGCACCCUAUGGGUAGUUUUCCUGUCCGAGUGGCGCUGAUCGGGGUCAUGGAUAACAAGAAGCCUAACCGAAACCAUUUAUACAUACAAAAUGUCAAAUGGCACAUCAAAGAGCAUGUGAAAAUAGUAUCUCAUCCCUGCUCUAAGCAUGCGUCGAAGUCUCAAGCGGAGGGUGUUAUUCACAAAAAAACACGAGUUAUUGGACGCAAUAAGGAGAGUAACGGGUCGAAGUACAAGUUAGAUUUAGGGAGUGAUGAGAUUAGGUUGCAGUUUGAAGUGAGCAUCGACUACACUCGUGAAUCGGUGUGUGAUGUCGAGGAUAGUAAAGGAUUGGAGGUCAAACACAGUCUUAUCGUUGAGUUGAUUGCUGCGGAGCGCAAUACCUGGAUAACCCCAACGUCGGGCCCUGCUAUUGUGCUUCGUAUGUGUUCAGGUUUGCGCAUCUCUGAGCGCAGCGGACUUGGCAUUAGCUGGGAUAAAGAGGUGCCCCCAAUAUACAAGGAUGUACCGCCCGGACCCCCAGGUUAUACGGCGAUGAGAACACCUGUAAGGCAACUGGGUGCUUCACGUCGACUAACACCACCAGAGUGUGAUUGCUAA
This is a messenger RNA of Aspergillus oryzae RIB40, 1287 nucleotides long. RefSeq lists its product as uncharacterized. The transcript has a single exon. The record is from RefSeq and is a predicted model, not a curated record. NCBI's taxonomy places the organism in Eukaryota, Fungi, Ascomycota, Eurotiomycetes, Eurotiales, Aspergillaceae. Bases 1 to 1287 code for a protein of 428 amino acids.